AUGGACCCGGCGCCCUCGCUGGGCUGCAGCCUCAAGGAUGUGAAGUGGAGCUCGGUGGCCGUUCCGCUCGACCUGCUGGUCAGCACUUACCGACUGCCCCAGAUCGCGCGGCUGGACAGCGGAGAAUGCAUAGAAGGGCUGCGGGAAAAUGACUACCUUCUGAUUCACUCGUGCCGUCAGUGGACCACCAUCACUGCCCAUAGCUUGGAGGAGGGGCACUAUGUCAUUGGGCCAAAGAUAGAGAUUCCGGUACAUUAUGCAGGGCAAUUCAAGCUGUUGGAACAAGAUCGAGAUAUAAAGGAGCCAGUGCAAUAUUUCAACAGCGUGGAGGAGGUGGCCAAAGCAUUUCCUGAACGCGUGUACGUCAUGGAGGAAAUAACAUUCAACGUGAAGGUUGCUUCGGGUGAAUGCCAUGAAGACACCGAAGUUUACAACAUCACCCUGUGUACAGGGGAUGAACUCACUCUAAUGGGCCAGGCAGAAAUCCUUUAUGCAAAGACUUUCAAGGAGAAGUCACGACUCAACACCAUCUUCAAAAAGAUUGGGAAACUCAAUUCCAUCAGCAAGCUGGGAAAAGGCAAAAUGCCCUGCCUCAUUUGCAUGAAUCACCGGACCAACGAGAGCAUCAGCCUCCCGUUCCAGUGCAAGGGCAGGUUUAGCACCCGAAGCCCCCUGGAGCUUCAAAUGCAGGAGGGCGAGCACACCAUCCGCAACAUCGUGGAGAAAACCAGGCUCCCUGUGAACGUGACUGUGCCCAGCCCACCACCCAGAAACCCGUACGACCUCCACUUCAUCCGCGAGGGGCACCGCUACAAGUUUGUGAACAUCCAGACCAAGACAGUGGUGGUCUGUUGUGUGCUGCGGAACAACAAGAUCCUCCCCAUGCACUUCCCUUUGCACUUGACCGUGCCCAAGUUUAGCCUCCCGGAACACCUGGUCAAGGGAGAGGGAUGGCCCGAAACCCUAGUCCAUCACUGGCUGGGUAUCUGCCAAGAACAGUUCGACAUCGAUGAGUAUUCACGGGCAGUCCGCGACGUGAAAACCGACUGGAACGAGGACUGUAAGAGCCCCAAGAAGGGCCGGUGCGCCGGCCACAACCACAUGCCCAAUUCCCUUAGCUAUGCUCGCGAUGAGCUCACCCAGUCCUUCCACCGGCUCUCGGUCUGUGUGUAUGGCAACAAUCUCCAUGGCAACAGCGAGGUGAACCUCCACGGCUGCAGGGACCUGGGGGGAGAGUGGGCCCCCUUUCCUCACGACAUCCUACCGUAUCAGGACUCGGGGGACAGCGGGAGCGACUACCUUUUCCCAGAAGCUGGUGAAGAAUCUGCCAGCAUGGCAGGGAAGUCUGAACUUCCUUAUGAAGAGCUGUGGCUGGAGGAAGGCAAGCCCAGCCAUCAGCCUCUCACUCGCUCCCUGAGCGAGAAGAGCAGAUGCGACCAGUUUCGAGGUUCUGUCCGGUCCAAGUGUGCAACCUCUCCCCUUCCUGUGCCCGGAGCGCUGGGUGCAGCAGUGAAAUCUGCAGAGAUCGCCCUACCUCCGCCUCCAGUGCCUCCCAAAUCCGAAGCUGUCCGGGAAGAGUGCCGGCUCCUGAACGCGCCGCCGGUCCCGCCCCGCAGCGCAAAGCCUCAGUCCACCAGCCCCUCGGUCCCUCCUCGCACAGCCAAGCCGGCGCGGCCGCAGACUCGCUCGCCCAGCCCCACCUUGUCCUACUAUUCUUCAGGGCUGCACGACAUCAGCGUCACUAAAAGUGAGACGAGUCCCUCCGAGAGCGCUCCCGUGUCCUGCUACCCGUGUAACCGAGUGAAGGCAGAUUCCGUGGACCCCAAGUCCCCGUGCGGCAGCCCCACUUCUGAAGCUCUGUCCUCCAGGCUCUCGUGGCCAAACCAUUACUCCGGAGCGUCGGAGACCCACACCAGGAGCGACUUCCUGCUGGAUCCGAGCCGCAGCUACAGUUACCCCCGACAGAAGACACCGGGCACACCCAAGAGAAACUGCCCGGCCACCUUCGAGCUGGACGGCCGCGAGCUGGCCGCCAGCCCGCCCGGGCCGGGCCCCGCGGAGCCCGCGGGCUGUCCCAAGUCGGCCAGCUACUGCCUGGAGCGCUCGGGCGACAGGAGCCUGGCGGGCGGGCCGGCCAAGCAGAGCAGCUCCUGCCCCGCCUUGCCCCCCCGGGCCCCGAGGCCACUGGAAGAGAAAGCGGCCCCGGACACCCCGCCUCUGCCCCUUCAAAUCGACGGUGCUGAGGAAGCCCCCAAGUCCGGGUCUCCGGACCUGUCCGAGGACGCGUACUUCGUCCAGAAGGGCGCGCCGGACCUCCUCUCCGCGCCCUACCCCUUCUCGUCGCCAAUCCACCUGCAGCUGGCCCCCCGCUCCUGCGGCGACGGGUCCCCGUGGCAGCCGCCCGCCGACCUGUCGGGACUCUCGGUCGAAGAGGUGUCCAAGUCCCUGCGGUUCAUCGGGCUGUCGGAGGACGUCAUCGUGUUCUUCGUGACCGAGAAGAUCGACGGCAAUCUGCUCGUUCAGCUCACGGAAGAAAUCCUCUCGGAGGAUUUCAAACUGAGCAAACUGCAGGUGAAGAAAAUCCUGCAAUUCAUUAACGGCUGGAGACCCAAAAUAUAGCCAAAUAAGCCCAG
Molecule: messenger RNA, 2633 nt
Organism: Budorcas taxicolor (takin)
Lineage: Eukaryota; Metazoa; Chordata; Mammalia; Artiodactyla; Bovidae
Gene: GAREM1
Product: GRB2 associated regulator of MAPK1 subtype 1
Exons: 6
Coding region: 1-2619 (872 amino acids)
Biological process (GO): epidermal growth factor receptor signaling pathway; cellular response to epidermal growth factor stimulus
Molecular function (GO): proline-rich region binding
Source: RefSeq, a predicted model, not a curated record